Messenger RNA from Toxoplasma gondii ME49, 1395 nucleotides. Its product is annotated as acetyltransferase, GNAT family protein. NCBI's taxonomy places the organism in Eukaryota, Apicomplexa, Conoidasida, Eucoccidiorida, Sarcocystidae. Bases 1 to 1395 code for a protein of 464 amino acids. The transcript is spliced from 2 exons. Gene Ontology annotation, molecular function: protein-N-terminal amino-acid acetyltransferase activity. Gene Ontology annotation, cellular component: NatC complex. Gene Ontology annotation, biological process: N-terminal peptidyl-methionine acetylation. The record is from RefSeq and is a predicted model, not a curated record.
AUGCGGGGAGAGUUGACUGCAGAAGGACAUUCAGACACAAUGGAAAGUCCAGCUCGAAAACUCCACCUCCCUGCGGAGGAGACCCUCUGUCGUAGCUCCUCUUUCUCUUCUUCCCCUUCUCCUUUGUCUGCCUCUUCCUCCCAUUCGUCGUCUUCAUCCUCUCCAUCUUCCUCUUGUUCGUCUUCCUCCUCUUUUCUCUCUUCUUGUAACCUUUCUCAUCUUCGUUUCCGCCGCUUCCCGCGUCUCCUUCCACUGUCUGUUGUCGAUCGGGUCUCAGAAAGGCUGCGGUACCUUUCUUCUUCUCGGUCUUCCUUCCACGUUCGUUCUCGCUCUUCUCUCUCUUCUGCGUCCGUUUCUUCUUGCUUUCCAUCGAGUUGCUCUUCUCUCUGGCAGGUGUCUCCUCGAGAGGCGUGGAGAGCGAGAGACGCUGCGUAUGAGCAGGCCGUUGAAGAUCUGCGCGACCUCGAAGAGCGACAGCAGAUCCUGAUGAGGGAGAGGGAAAAAUGCGAGACCGACAUACAAGCCUUGUUGAAAAGCACCCUAUCUGAACCGUACAGCGUCUUUACACUUCGGUACUUCCUCGACGGCUGGCCGGAACUCACUGUCCUCGCCUACGACGGCGACGUCUGUGCUGGCGCAUGCAUUUGCAAGGUUGACGAGAAGGCGAGAAGUUCGUCCCUGGCGGACUUGCCCCUGUUCUCCUUCUCCAGUCCGAGAAGCGACCGAGCCGCGAGUCUCAGGACUUCCUCGUCGACAGAGAUUGCUUGCGAGCAAGAGACACGAGCGCAGUUCCUCGACGACCAAGAACAACGGGGAGCUGUCAGCUGCGAAGCCGCGCGAAGCCGACAGGCAGCUGUGGGGAAAGGGUACAUUGCCAUGCUGUCUGUACACCCGAACUACCGGCGACGGGGCCUGGCCGCCCAUCUCGUUCAGACAGCUCUGGAGGUAAUGCGAAGCAGGAAGCGAAGAAACUCAGUUGAAACGAUUCCAUCUGGAGAGGAGUCUGGGGACAAGAUAGAAGCUCUGCAGCUACUCACCUCCGCUGCGUUUCGGGAGGUAACGGACAGCCAGAUGCUGCGACAGGAAGCGACAGAGCAUGCGGAUCAUGAACGAGGACAGGAAAAAGAAGAAGAGAAAACGGAGGAGGAAACGACAGGGAAGGUGGUGAGUUGCCGCAUCGAAACUGAAGCUGGAAACGAAGGCGCGCUGCGGCUGUACGAGUCUCUCUCUUUCGUUAGAGUCGCACGCAUGCAACGGUUCUAUUUGAACGACAGCGACGCCUUCAAGCUCUCGAGGUCUUUCGAAAACGAACAAGCUUGCUCAAGCACAAACAAGGAAGCAACCAGAGAGAAUCGACUCCAAAAGCUUCUCAGCACAUCCACUUGCUGGUGGUAG